Hepatospora eriocheir is the source of this 627-nucleotide messenger RNA. The record is from the annotation of a GenBank genome assembly. Lineage: Eukaryota; Fungi; Microsporidia; Hepatosporidae.
AUGACUACUGAGGAAACUUUAACAGUUCUUGAUCCUCCUAUUACUGUAGCCAAUCCAAAUAUGAGUUUUGACAGGAGUUAUUAUACUAAAUCUAAGAAUUCAUACAAAGAUGAUAGAAAGCUUUACUACAAUACAUCACAUAAUUCUUAUAGUCAAAAUUUUAAUGCACAACAGAUUGAUAGUAAGAGAGAUGAAUUUUCUAAUAGAAGAGAAAUUAUGAGCAAUAAUGAUUCAAUGAUGCCUAUUAAUAAUAUGAGUAAUAUACCAAUGUUAAGUGAUGUUAAUAAUCUUACUGCUAAUCCUGUAAUGAACACUAUGAUGGGAAGUGAUUUAGCUACAACAGCAACUGAUGUACCAAUGGUUAGUGAGAUGAUAUUGGAUAAUGGUCAAACAAUACUAGCACCUGAUGGACUUAUGAUGACAUCAGAUUUAACAAAUGCUUUAAUUGAUGAUGAAGGUGAUACACUAAAUACAACUAAUACUGCUGAACCAGCAGCAGAUGACAAUGAAGAUGAGGAGGAGGAAGAUGAUUCAGAUGAAGGAUCUAGUAACAGAAGUGAGAAUGGAAUUAAAUCAAUUCUUACAUUAUCAGGACUUGGAAUAUUAGCAUUUUUUUCAAUCCUUUAA